Messenger RNA from Phycodurus eques (leafy seadragon), 2002 nucleotides. RefSeq names its product espin like b (gene espnlb). Gene Ontology annotation, molecular function: actin filament binding. Gene Ontology annotation, biological process: actin filament bundle assembly. The record is from RefSeq and is a predicted model, not a curated record. Gene Ontology annotation, cellular component: cytoplasm. Lineage: Eukaryota; Metazoa; Chordata; Actinopteri; Syngnathiformes; Syngnathidae. The coding region runs from base 1 to 1674 and encodes 557 amino acids. The transcript has 5 exons.
AUGAAGUCCAUCAAGUCCCUGAGGCAGGCUGGCAUCACGGCGGCUUUCUUCACUGGACAAACGGUUUGGUUCCAGUUCCCCAAACCCCAGCCUCUGGAGAACCUCAGCUUGGAUGAUGAAAACAUAAUGAGAAAACUUGACUGCGACGUGGUUUCGCCGAAGGAACCAGUUGCGGAUGUGAUCCUGGCCGACAUCGAGGCCCUGGUGCCCACUCACGACGAGGCCGGUCGCCCCAUUGCUGAGUGGAAACGUCAGGUGAUGGUGAGACAGAUGCAGACCCGACUACAGGAUGAGGAGGACCAGAGGAGAAAGGACCUGGCAAAUGAAGGCCCACGUAUGGACAGCUGGAAGUUCUCCCAGACCCAUAAUGCUGUCUUGGGGCCCUUUGGAGAGCUUCUAACUGAAAAUGACCUGGUGUAUCUCCAACAGCAGAUUGACAACGUGUCCCUCCAGAAGCGUCAACAGGCCUACGAGCUGGAGCUGACCAGGUUAAUGGAAGAACUGAGGUCUAUGUUACCAGAUCAGAUUGUGAACAUCUCCCUGAACAAAGAGGCUCUGCAGCAGAUCGAUGAGCAGGGGUGCCGAUCACUACCAGUCUGCUGUAGCCGAGUCUCAGAGAUAGUCAGGACUAUGUCGCUGUUGGUGGCCAACCUGAACCAGACCACUGAAAAUGGAGUUGAGGGGACCAUUACAGUGUCCAGUUUUGGUCGUCGCUUGGACAGCAACAGGGAACGGGUGGAGAAAGAGAUUCGUCAGUCCGGGGUGUCUGUCAGAAUCCUCAGAGCCAACUUUGAGGGUCAGAUUGGUGGCAUUUAUCCCUUUGCCGGGGUGGUUCCAGGUAGCCAGGACUUGAAGAACCAAUUAGUAUCUGGAUCGUCAGGGAUGAACAAGCUAAAUGGUAACACAAGGUUCAGUGGAGAUCCUAUCAAGCAUUCACCCGUGAUAGAGACCACUAGUCUAAGGAAAGAGCGCAUUGUAGUUCUGUUCCUGAGCCACUGGAAGAAGUCGGCUUACGCUAUUUCUUUGCGGGCAGCCAUGCGGGAUGCAAAAUCGGAACAAGGCCAUCAGAGAAUCCCAUCCUUGUUUCAGUUCUGCCAAAAGCGUGGCGCGGUGGACAAGAUGUUAACCUCCUGGAGGAAUAAACUCCAGCUCCGCGGUGCUCCAACAUCCCAUUUGGCAUUGUCCCAAAUUCAACUGGCUGCGUACUCUCCAGAGCAAUUCCUACUCGAGGUGGAUGGAGCGGUUGUGAGCCACGAUUGCUUGACGUUGGACCUCUUCAUGCUGGGAUACUUCCACAUUUUGGAGCAGGAGUUGUCACCAGUUGAGAGGAAGAUGAGGCAUCUGCUCUGCUUCGAAGUCUUUGACCACGUGGGGAGUUUCCCCUGGGAGAUGGUGAGGAAAUUCCACAAGGUUGUUCUCCAGGAAAUCAGAGCCGGGAAGCGACAUUGGAGUGAUGGCUUCGAUGACAUCAAACUUCGCUUCUUUGGUCAGUCGGAACCAAAGUCAGAUUCCGGGCCAGUGCCUUCGCUUGCAGUUCAGAGUGCUUCAUUGGAUGAGGGCGGCAGAGGUACGGACUUGUCCUGCUUCAACAAUGAGGAUAUUUGUCAAUUUAUUGAUCGCAGCUUUGCUUUCUGGAAGGAGAAGGAAGCGGAAAUCUUUGAUUUUGAAAAGUAGCCUCAUUCUAAAACCUCAUCGUGCGCUGAAUGUGGUUAUUUAACAUGAGCUGAAAAGUGACUUUUAAAGAACAUCAUAGACAUUUUAUCACCAGUGCAGCACAGGGAAAUUAGUGGUUACAAUUUCUGUCUCACAGUCGAGAAUAAUAGGUUUCAAUCUCCACAUCACACCUAUGGACAAUUUAGAGUCUCCAUUGAAGCUAACAUAUGUUUUUGGAAUGAGGGAGGAAGCCGCAGUGCCCAGAGAAAACCCAUAAGAUUCCACCCCUUGAACCUUGACUGUGAGGCAGCUGUGCUCACCACUAGGUUCCAUCCAUCCAUCCAUCCAU